Messenger RNA from Zychaea mexicana, 2101 nucleotides. RefSeq lists its product as uncharacterized. The coding region runs from base 49 to 1905 and encodes 618 amino acids. The record is from RefSeq and is a predicted model, not a curated record. The transcript has 16 exons. Lineage: Eukaryota; Fungi; Mucoromycota; Mucoromycetes; Mucorales; Lichtheimiaceae.
UUUAGGCACUUCAAGCGCACCUGGUUCUUUUCCGCAAAAAAUGAAAACAUGUUGACGCACCUUAAAAGACAAGUAACCUGCAUAUUGUUACCAGCAGCGUCAGCCGUUGAGGAAGAUGCCACAACGAAUGAUCAAGACGAUCUUAUAAACUUUGACAUGGUGAACGAUGACGCGACAAGGAGAGAAAGAGUAGAGGUCAGACGCGCUUCGCAGUUUCCAAGCAACGCAGCAUGUUCCACAUGGUCUGAGAGCAAUAGCCCCGAAGCAAUGCCACUUUUUGCAGUAGAACAAGAGGCAGUUACGAAACGACGAAAAAAGACCAUUAGAUUUGCCCCAGAAACUGAUGAUCGAUUUUACUGCCCUUACAAGCGAUGCGAAUUUUUGGGUGCUAACCAAUUGGAAUCUAUGUAUGAGCACAUCCGCUUAUAUCACGACUAUCGCUUUCCACAGUAUGACCCCGAGUCAGCGUCUAUACAAUUCUGUACUCCAAGUAAUGCCAAGGUGGACCUGACAGUUCUAUCAAACAAGCUGCUUGAACCCGGCCAGAGAUUAAGAAGUGCGCUCUGCACGAACACAUCAACAAAAGUAGCAGGAAGAAUUUUGUGCCCGUACAUUAGCUGUAUGUGGGAUGCACAAACGCGAAACUGUAUCAUCCCUCAUUUGCGCCAAUCCCAUCUUCUUCCUCUUCCAAAAUUUCGCAAGAAAGAGCAAUACUUCCUUUUCUCGAAAGAUGGUGACACUAUCGAAUUCUCAGAUGACCCUAAAAGCAAAAUACUAGAAGAUGGAGGACCUAUUCAUGUGGUCACCGCUAAUGAUAAAGAAGGCUUCCAAUCGCGAAAUGCGAUAAUACUAACACCUUCGAAUCCGAUUCCACUAAGAGAAGAGGGCAAGUUGACUGGCCGGCGAUACUAUUGCCCUUACAUAGGAUGUCCAUGUACAAAAAACGAAAGAGCUCGCAUCUUUCAGCAUAUUAGGGGCAAGCAUGAUUGCACGUUCCCUAUCAUCCAAGCUCAUCGAAAGUACACUUUUAAAGAUAGUAAAGGUGAACCUGUGUCAUUGGACGGCACUAGUCGACUAACGAAAGGCGAGAAGAUGACCUUAGAAUACGACCAUACGGAAAGCAAAAUUCGAUACUUUUGUCCUUUUGAAGGAUGUACAACAUCGAGCAAGUUUCGACGCUAUGUGAUAUGGCACAUUCGUGACGAACAUGAUCCACAGCUUCCCGAUAUUGCUAUAAUACGUCAACCUUUUACGCUUUGUACAUCGUCAGGGCGAAAGCUGAGUUUUUCAUAUGAAGAGCAGCAGACGCCGGUUCGAAAUGGCGAACGAUUAUCUAUAGCUUUUGAAAACUCUGAUCAAGAUCGAACAUACUGCCCUUAUCAAGGAUGUAAUCAGUCAUUUCCCCUUUCAAGUCGUUUGUAUGACCAUCUUCGUCGCAAACACGAUACAAAUUUUCCAUACGUGCAGUCCCAUCGACCACGUAUGGUAAUGUCACUCUCUGGCGAAAUGAUUGACUUGACUAACAAUCCUAAACGGAGGUUACUUGAUUCCGACGAAUGUUUGACGAUUGUUUAUCAAAACGAAGAAAAUCAUCAAGGAUCCUGUUAUCUAUGCCCGUACUACGGAUGCCAUAUGAGAAAUCCUGUACGCGCUCGUGUAUAUUCUCAUAUCCGCGAAAUACACGAUCAAGAGUUUCCAAGGUUCGAAAGACACCGUGGAUCAUAUCAUUCGAGAAGCAUGCUGACUGGCAGGAAAAUUGAAUAUGAUGAGCAAUUUAUGAGGAAAGGGGAUAAAAUUGAAAUCGUCUAUGAAGGCGAAGACGACGAACAAAUUGAAGUGAAUGAACGAGGAACCUUGAAGCCCUCGCAAAAAUUGAAAUGGCAGCCUUCGGUUUCGAAUGAGUAGUUUUAACAGGAAAGGAGGUAGUAGUGAGCAGAAAGGUGCAAAACGAGAGUCAUCAGUCUUAUAAAAGAAGCAGUUAAAACUUUUGUUUCACAUAUACAUCAUACGUUUCUCAUACCAUAUGUAACUUUUUCAUUCUAAGUUCUUCUGCCUUACAUUCAAAGUCUUUUAAACUGUGUUACGUUUAAUUAAAAGCUAC